Setaria italica (foxtail millet) is the source of this 721-nucleotide messenger RNA. RefSeq lists its product as uncharacterized. Bases 174 to 440 code for a protein of 88 amino acids. Lineage: Eukaryota; Viridiplantae; Streptophyta; Magnoliopsida; Poales; Poaceae. The record is from RefSeq and is a predicted model, not a curated record. The transcript has a single exon.
CCGGCCCUCUCCGCCGCAUUCACCAGUCACCACCUCGUACGCGAUGAGCUAGAGAGCCCGUCGUCGUCUCCACUCUCUACCAGUCUCCUGUUACGCGACUUGUGAUCAGGCACCGGCGGUGUCGUGUUCGAUCUCUGGUGCAGGAACCUGGAAGGGACCGGGCGGCGGUGGCGAUGGGGAAGCUGGCGAGGCUGGUGGACGGCAUCAAGGACAAGCUGGCCGGGGCCGGCGGCGGGAGCAAGGCGGCGGCGGCGUGGUACGACAAGGUGGACAAGACGGACAGCAUGAGGGUGGAGAUCAGGAGCCGCCGCGCGCGCCAGCUCAUCGCCAAGAACCUCGCCGCCGCCGACGACAUCGCCGGCAGCAGCAGCCCCCGCGGCGGCGGAGGCGGAGGCGGGGGCAAGAAGAAGAACAAGAAGAAGCGGUUCUUCGGCCUCUGAAUUCUGAUCGACAAGAUGAUCGAUCGUUCGGUUCCCUUGGCGUCGAUCUUGCCGUCAAUAAUCUUCUUGAUCGUCGUCCGUGUAGCUAGCUAGAUUCCGGAAACCAUCCGUGCGUUCGCGCGCGCCUUAGCAUUCUAUCUGGUUGUCAUCUUCUCAUGAGAAGAACUGAAAUCCUCGUCCAUUUCUGGUUAAGCGUCUGAAAUCCAAAUGGAUUAUGCAAAUUUCUGCAGGUAGAUGCAGAUCAUGAGUGGAUUCGGAUAUUCAUGACUACGAAUAUAGAU